AAGAUGUUGUUAGAACCAGUGAGUCACGCAACAAGUUAAUUGAAGCCGAGCUCCAUAUAUGCCAAAAUCAAGAAAUUAGGGUUUUCUUCUCCCGUGCAAUUCCCCUUUCAGAGACUAUGGUUCCACAGACAGUGAUAACGCAAGUCUCCGAUUCACGUGGCGUGAUUUCAAAUGGUUCAACCCACGGGUUCUACGAUUGGCUAUUCGAAUGUCACGGGUUCUGGCACAAUGCCAUUCUCAUCAUUCCCUCCUUCCUCUUCGUCCUGUACCUGAUACUUCAAGCCAGACACAGCUUCCCCAAACUCUCUCUUUCUCGCUCAUACAUCAUCCUUUCGUAUAACGCCUCGCUCUGGCUCGCCACACUUCUCAAUCUUGCUUGGUGCUUUUUCCAGGCAUGGGAGUGCACAUCUAGGAGAGAGUUGUCAUGGAACUUGCUAUCAUUGUUUACUACUUCCGGAAUGCUGUUUUUGGAAGUGAGCUUGGUGGCUUUUUUACUUCAAGGAAAUAAUGCAGGUGGCUUAGAAGCAAUGAAGCGGACUUUUGGUAUCUCAACGCUUGUUGUUGGCUUGGAUAUACUGCUGAAGGCUUUAUAUGUUCUUGUGUUUGGGAUCCCAUUAUUUGUCGACAGCAAUGAAAAUAGGAAUCAUGUGAAAUGGAGCUUGUUGAUUGUCCACAAGCUGUUGCUCACUGCUGCUUAUGGCUUCCUAAUGUUUAUGUACCAUUCCGGAUGGAGAGAAACGUUGCCUGCGAAAAUUGCCUUUUACAAGUAUGUUGCUGUCAUGUUCAUUUUUAAUGCGAUUGCAACAAUUGCUUGUGGCCUCACUGGAAACGGUGUUGCAUUUGGUUUCUGGUUGUAUCGUGUGGCGGUUGUCUUUUAUCAUGCAUUUUACCUUCCUUUUUUGUUCAUAACAUUCCAAACAGACUUUUUUCAGGAAGAAAAUUUUCAUUUGGAAAACGUGUAUUAUUCCGAGAUGAAAGAUGCGGGUUUCUUCGACACAGAUUGGGAAUAAUGUUAUCAGCUAAAUCAAGGUUGUAUCAGUAUCAGGACUAUGUAAAUACAAUAACUAUUCUAGCAGAUUGCAAUAUCAUGUACAAAGAUGUUUAUCUGUAGAACCUCAAAGUGUUCUGUUAUUAAAUGAACAUGACUUUUAACGUA
Messenger RNA from Vigna angularis (adzuki bean), 1156 nucleotides. Its product is annotated as protein CANDIDATE G-PROTEIN COUPLED RECEPTOR 2. Gene Ontology annotation, molecular function: G protein-coupled receptor activity. The coding region runs from base 117 to 1010 and encodes 297 amino acids. Gene Ontology annotation, cellular component: plasma membrane. The transcript is spliced from 6 exons. The record is from RefSeq and is a predicted model, not a curated record. NCBI's taxonomy places the organism in Eukaryota, Viridiplantae, Streptophyta, Magnoliopsida, Fabales, Fabaceae. Gene Ontology annotation, biological process: G protein-coupled receptor signaling pathway.